This is a messenger RNA of Alosa sapidissima (American shad), 2677 nucleotides long. RefSeq names its product solute carrier family 34 member 2a (gene slc34a2a). NCBI's taxonomy places the organism in Eukaryota, Metazoa, Chordata, Actinopteri, Clupeiformes, Clupeidae. The record is from RefSeq and is a predicted model, not a curated record. The transcript is spliced from 13 exons. Bases 464 to 2350 code for a protein of 628 amino acids. Gene Ontology annotation, biological process: intracellular phosphate ion homeostasis; sodium-dependent phosphate transport. Gene Ontology annotation, cellular component: brush border; vesicle; apical plasma membrane. Gene Ontology annotation, molecular function: sodium:phosphate symporter activity.
UAAGAGAAGACUUCAAACAGGACGGUUCUGUAGCCUUUUGAAAAGUUGAGUGGUGAAUGUGUAAUAGACAGGAAUCUAUCACCAUACCAAGUAUUUUUCUUUGAAACACUGCAGGGUUCACAGCAGGGAUGUCCCUGUUGUAACUUUGGACUGGAGUUUCCGUGAACAGAAGACAGACAGUUCUGAGCCAAGGGGGUGCUAUCAGCAGUAGAUAAGCUAAGUCACAGAGGUAGACACAGUUAUUCAGAUAGCGAGGUGACACACGUGGCACUCCUCUCUUGCCCUGUGUUGGAGAAGAUCUGUACUGGACGCACACAGCUGAGCAGGGGAACACGACUCUCGACAAUCUCCACUGGGACUGACCACUCAAGCUGGAGACACGGAUACACUUGGACUGCCACAGGGAAUCACUACUAGGCCAGAACUUGAGGAUAGCAAAGGGGACACACAGAAAGACACAAACAUGAAUGAGGAGAAGCCAGUGCCCAUUGAGGCUGCCCACUCUACAGUGGCUCUGUUUGAGGGUGAGAAGAAGCUGGAAGACCCGUGGGAUCUGCCUGAACUCCAUGACACUGGGGUUAAAUGGUCUGAUCUGGACAGAAACGGAAAGAUUAAGAGGGUGGCAAUUACAGUGGGGAAGUUGAUUGCUCUACCUGGUUGCCUCUACAUAUUUGUCUGCUCAUUGGAUCUCCUAAGCUCAGCAUUUCAGCUUGUUGGAGGAAAGGUAGCUGGAGAUAUUUUCCAAGAGAAUGCAGUGCUUUCUAAUCCACUGGCCGGCCUGGUUAUUGGAGUGCUGGUUACACUACUGGUCCAAAGCUCCAGCACCUCUUCCUCCAUAGUGGUCAGCAUGGUGUCAUCUGGAUUGUUGGAGGUGUCCACAGCAGUUCCUGUGAUCAUGGGCACCAACAUUGGAACAUCUGUGACUAACACUGUUGUGGCAAUGACACAGGUUGGUGACAGGAACAAGUUCCGCAGGGCUUUUGCUGGAGCCACAGUGCAUGAUUUCUUCAACUGGCUCUCUGUCCUGGUGCUGCUGCCAUUGGAAGUUGCUACUGGGUACCUGUACAGAGUCACUGGGCACUUGAUUAACGCCUUCCACUUACAAUCUGGAGAGAAUGCUCCAGAGAUUUUAAGUGUCAUCACAGACCCUCUGACUGAAUCUAUCAUAGUGCUGGAUGAAUCAGUUAUUAGUGCAAUAGCUACUGGCGACCCUGCAGCAAAGAAUAUGAGUCUUAUCAAGAUCUGGUGUGACACCUUCACAAAUACGACCCUGAAGAAUGUGACCGUGCCAAGUGAGCUGAAUUGCACAUCUCCAUUGCUCUGCUGGACAGACGGGAAUCUGACUUGGACCAUGAAAAAUGUAUCAGAGACCAUAAACAUCAAAAAAUGCCAACACCUCUUUGUGAAUACCAACAUGUCUGACCUGGCUGUGGGCUUGAUCCUGUUGGCUGUUUCGCUGCUGGUCCUCUGUUCCUGUCUCAUUGUUAUUGUCAAGCUGCUGAACUCCAUGCUAAAGGGCCAAGUGGCCGUGAUCAUCAAAAAGAUCUUAAACACAGACUUCCCAUUCCCCUUCGGAUGGGUGACGGGCUACAUCGCAAUUGUGGUUGGCGCAGGAAUGACCUUCAUCGUUCAGAGCAGCUCGGUGUUCACAUCUGCCAUCACCCCACUUGUCGGAAUCGGGGUCAUCAGUAUUGAGAGAGCAUAUCCUCUGUCACUGGGAUCAAAUAUUGGGACGACAACAACAGCCAUUUUAGCAGCUUUGGCCAGUCCUCCGGAAACACUGGGAAACUCAUUACAGAUUGCCCUUGUGCAUUUUCUGUUUAACAUCUCCGGUAUAAUACUGUGGUUCCCAAUCCCCUUCAUGCGUGUGCCGAUCCGGCUGGCCAAGGCACUUGGGGACCAGACAGCGCAGUACCGCUGGUUCGCAGGCCUCUACAUCCUCAGCUGCUUCUUCAUCAUCCCGCUGUUCAUCUUCAGCCUGUCGCUGGCCGGCUGGCAGGUGCUGGUCGGCGUGCUCGUGCCCAUCGUGGUGCUCAUCAUCUUCGCCAUCACGGUCAACGCGCUGCAGAAUCGCCGGCCCCAGUGGCUACCUAGCGGCCUGCGCUCCUGGGACUUCCUGCCACUCUGGAUGCACUCCUUGGAGCCAUGGGACCGCGUUGUCUCCUGGAUGCUAACGCACUGCUGCUGCUGUUGCAAAUGCUGUCAUCAGGAAGCGUCAGAUGAGGAGGUAGCGGUGACGGAAGAGAAGGACGGUCACCCGCUAAAGGUGUAUGACAACCCUGCGAUGAAUGGCAAGGGCGAUGCAGCAGCAACCAUGCAACCAUACAUCAUCAAGGCCACAUCUCUGUAAAAGACACACGUUGUUUGUUGCUAAUUUAUAACAUGGCCAUAAUGACUUUAUAUUGUCUAUAUCACAUAUGGUUGGUCAUACUGCAUCAUUUUCAAUGUUAAAUAGUGUUGUUAAAGUGCCUGUCUGGGUGAACUAAGCUAGAAAUACCAUUAAUGUGAAACUGAAAGAGAAGUGCCAUGGGACACUCUGAAUUAAGAGGAAUGUUGAAUACUACUGCAACAUUACAGAGUAACAUAUAUCAGUCUGAGCUGGACUUACGCCCGUAUUGUACAUCAUGUAUUUUUACACAGUUUAACAUUAGAAUGAAAUAUAAAGCACUUAAAACAU